CCUGCGGCAGACUUAUAUAAUUGCACAGCUUCUAUUUUUAAAUACUAUUUAUUUUGACAGUUUCAAAUAUGGUCGUUGUCUUGUUUGAAAAUAAUCGCUCUACCACUCUCCCACACAGAAUGCAUGGCUGCAUUUGUAGAAACCUCAGACUUCUGAAGAUGCGCUUGAGGAGUCUUGUUUUGCGGCUGUGUUAGCAUCAGUGCUUCAGUGCUCCUGAUGGCCUCUUCUGUUGUGGCUGUGCAGGAAAGCAGUGAUGAAGACCUCUGGGAAAAGGACCGAGGCUGACAAAAUGGAUGCAGCGCAUGAGGUGGGGGCUGCUGCUGCUGGCUUGGAUGAUCCCUGCGUUAAGAAGGAAUGCCUUGACAUCGGUAUCUUGCCAGAAACAAGAUACCGCUAACGCUACAGUCAGGCAUCCAGAAACAAGAUACCGCUGACGCUUCCAAGUCAGGCAUCUCCUCCUUGAUACCCAGGCCUGUAGCUGACGCUACAGGCCUGGGCAUCAAGGAGGAGAUGCCUGACUUGGAAUAUUCGCGCAGCAGUUGUGCGGCUGAGCCCUGUUGCCCACGAGGAGGUCCUGGGGACUGUGGGCUGGGCGGGGAGGGGUGCCUUCCGCACAUGGUCCUGAAAGGUUGGGAGGAGUAUGCUGACUGCCAGGAGAGGGUCCCUCAGCCUCUGCCACAGGGCCUGGACCUGCAGGAGGAGAGGAAGAAGGUGUCCUACCCAUGCGCCGAGUGUGGGAAGCACUUCACCCGCUCGGGGAACCUGAAGGUGCACCUGCGGUCGCACACGGGGGAGACGCCCUUCAGCUGCGCGGACUGCGGCAACAGCUUCAGCCAGCUGGGGACGCUCCGGGCCCACCAGCGCAUCCACAAGGGGGAGAGCCCGUACGCCUGUAGCGCAUGUGGGAAGAGCUUCCGCCAGUCGGGCGCCCUCGCCAAACACCAGCGCACCCACACUGGGGGGAGAGCCUGUACUCCUGCAGCCACUGCGGGAAGACCUUCCGCGAGCUGGGCACGCUGACCAAGCACCGGCGCGUCCACACUGGCGAGACGCCUUACCGCUGCACCCCCUGCGGCAGGAGCUUCAGCCAGCUGGUCACCCUCUGGCGGCACCAGCGGACCCACCUGGGCGACAUGCCAUUCUGCUGCACCACCUGCGGCUGGGGCUUCAAGGAGACGCGGGCCCUGCGGUGGCACCAGAGCGUCCACGCUGGCGGCAACGUGUACAGCUGUGACGUGACGAGUGCGGGAAGCGCUACCGGGACCUGCGCGGGCUGAAACGUCACCAGAGGCUCCACCUGGGUCGGAACCCCUACGUUGUUGUUGUCAAGACAAUCAAGGGCUGCUGAUGUGGCCGGGCGGUGUAGGCGAGCAAGCUCAUAUCCCUGCCGGGCUUACGUCUCGGCCUGCUGCUCGCCGCACCCAAACGCGCCUCCCCCUGGGGGGUUUGUGAAAGCCUGUUAGGGUUAAAAAAACAGGCUGUCCAGGGAUACGUCAUCUGCUGAUUAGAAAAGGCAGAAACCACCAGUGAAGGAAUGGAUCCGGGUGUGGUGUUAGCAGGGACAGAUGGCCCUGUGUAUCUGCUGCUGGUUGUUCUGUGAAGACAGCACAGAGGUGGGUCUCCGAGGACAUGGGCUCUGCUCCAGAUGUAAGAGGUGCAUCUCUAACAGAGGAGGCCCUGAGCCCCUGACUCUGUACGCGUAGCUACAGCACCACAAAGCCGAGAGCAGUCCAGAAGAAAAGGAUUCCUGGAUGUGUAUGUGUGGCAUAAACCAUAAAGACAGUUGACUAUUAUCCAAAACUGCCACAGAAGGCCAUUGCUGAUGUUCUUGGUGUUCCUGGUUUGUGACCAGCUUGCCAGUAUUAGUCCGGUACAGGAGCUGAAUGCAGCGACUGAGCUCAUAGUGCCAAAUUUACACAUCACACACACUUGAGAACUGAAAAACACUAAUGUGAAAAAAUGACUGCUGAUCCCUGGAAAACAUUGAAUCGUGUCCCGUUUGUUUUCCCUUCAUCCUAGGAAGAGGAUGAACUUCCACCUACAAAACGGCCGGCAGUUUUGAUAACGAGAGUUGGGGUGGCUCAAAGAAUGGAACCUGUUGUUAUUACCCAGUAAUAACACUUGUCUGGUAUCCCAAACGCUUCACGUGGUUGCUGAAACUGCAUUGUUCUCCUAUGAGGAACUUAUUUCAGUUACGAGGUAACAUUUAUAAUAAUUGCUUACACUUAUACUCAAUAUACUUACUCAAAGUGCUUUACAGGUA
Lepisosteus oculatus (spotted gar) is the source of this 2263-nucleotide messenger RNA. The record is from RefSeq and is a predicted model, not a curated record. Lineage: Eukaryota; Metazoa; Chordata; Actinopteri; Semionotiformes; Lepisosteidae.